AUGCUGAGGGAAGGGAGGGAUGAUGAGCGGUCGUGCAUCGAUCUGGCCAGAUUUCGUCUAGAAAUGCGCCCUACGCAAUUUCAACAAGAGAAACUCCACGCGGAUUCACAUUAUUAUGACAACGCUGGGGCUCGUGAAGUGAUUGCGCAAAAGUACAGUACUGGUUUGGGUACCAUUUUCGAUGCCAAUCAACUAGCAACAUUAGCUCGUGGCGAUACCGUUAUGGAGAAUCGGGUCGGUGAGCAGAUGAUGUUUCGAGCCUUGGAGAAUAUUGUCGGUUCAACGAACGAUUUCGAUUCAUGUGACAUGAAAACUCAAGCGAUCGUUGCGAGUUUGGCGACAGUUGUUCUCGGUCCCAAGCCAUCGACAACAUCAUGGGAGAAGAUCAUGGAACGCUAUCCUCAAUUUAUCAUGAAGGAUAAGGGUGGAAAAAGUAGAAAGCCGCCGAGCAGCCUGAAAGCGAAGGCUCAGGUAAGGAGUCUCGAUCUGAUUCGCCGACACUAUGCGAAUCCACUAAAGGAGUUGGCCCAGGUCAAGGGACAUAUGUUUGUUGUGAAUCCGGUGAACACGGUACACUACUGCUAUCAGUGCCGUGAUGCCAUCUGGGGAAUGCAACCAUGGUGUUACUUUUGUGCCAACUGCGACGUGAAGGUACAUACUCAGUGCACAUCUUCGCUCACAGAUGCCUGUUAUCCUGCAACACAAGGCAAACACAAAUCGAAGACGCGACGCCCAGGAUUAAUGGGGAAGUCGGAUGCAGAAGAUGAGGAAGCGCCACGUGUCGAUCACAAUGUCAAGUCCACAAGUUCGGAUUCAGGCAUCGGGCAGGAGAUUCACGAUAAACCUGUUGGUAGAUCGCAUAGCAUGCGAAAUCGUGUGUCGACGAUACCUCAGAUCCCGGAUGAACGGUUGACAACGAAACGUGAUCGAUCGACUCCCUCGUGGGGUAGUGAUCUGCCUCCAGCCGAUGAAGAAGAGGAAAGCUCAAGGCGAUCACGGACGGUCGAGUCGAGAUCAGAGACAGCACGAUCACUAGAUGGAAGUCGUGUUGCCCUUGAUGCUCAAAGUAAUAGUGGAAGGAGUAUGGUCGACGAUGAGAUGAAAAGAGCGGUUGAACGAAUGCAGCAGUCGUCUAUCUAUGAAGACGACAGCGAUCUGGAGGUAGAAACGGAAGCUCCACCCCUUGAUCAACUCGUCGGCUGGGAUGUGAUUCGCCAUCUCAAACCGAAGGAGAAGAAACGACAAGAAGUCAUCAACGAACUUUUCCAUACGGAACGGACUCAUGUACGGAAAUCUGAAGAUUUUAUUACGGGUAUUCUAUAA
Messenger RNA from Cooperia oncophora, 1323 nucleotides. The record is from the annotation of a GenBank genome assembly. NCBI's taxonomy places the organism in Eukaryota, Metazoa, Nematoda, Chromadorea, Rhabditida, Trichostrongylidae.